GGUCCCUUAUCAAUGGUCAUAUGAUUUCAAAAUGGUGGCGCAUCGCAACAUAAUGCUUUGGCUCGCUGCUUUGGUAAUUUUGGGUUCCUGUGCAGCACAGACGCCUAUUGUGAUAUGGCACGGGAUGGGGGACAGUUGUUGUAACCCGCUGAGUAUGGGCAGUAUAAAGUCUCUCAUUCAGAAGAACAUCAAUGGCGUCUAUGUCAAGUCCUUGGAAAUAGGCAGCAAUGUUGCAGAAGACACAGAGAAUGGAUUCUUCAUGAACGUCAACAAGCAGAUUGACAUGGUCUGCCAGCAGUUGGCCAAUGACAAGAACCUGUCUAAUGGCUACAACGCUAUUGGAUUCUCCCAGGGGGGACAGUUCUUGAGGGCCAUCGCUCAGAAAUGUCCUACUCCCCCCAUGCUCAACCUGAUUUCAGUUGGAGGACAACACCAAGGUGUGUAUGGAUUCCCCAAGUGCCCAGGAGACAACGGCACCAUCUGUAACCUGGUCCGGAAGAUGCUCAACUAUGGAGUAUAUGUUUCGUUUGUGCAGGACAACCUGGUGCAAGCCGAGUACUGGCAGGACCCUCUCAAUGAAGAGGAGUACCGAGCCAAGAGUGUCUUCCUCGCCGACAUCAACCAGGAGCGACCGACCAAGAACAUGACGUACAAAGAGAACCUGCUGAAGCUGAAGAACAUGGUGCUGGUGAUGUUCCUGCAGGACACCAUGGUGCAGCCCAAGGAGAGUGAGUGGUUUGGAUUCUAUGAACCAGGACAGACUGAAAAGCUAUACAACAUGACACAAAGUGACCUCUACAAGAAUGACUACCUUGGUCUGAAGACGCUGUAUCAAAGUGGCCGCAUCACCUUCCUGUCAUCGGAUUCAGACCAUCUCCGGUUCACUGAUGAUUGGUUCAUCAACAACAUCAUCAAACGAUUCCUCGUCUAGGCUUUCCCUCCAUUCCUUUCUGAUACUCUAAGCCCUGAUUCUGCUAAAACUGUGUGUUAUUCUGCUUAGAUGUGUCACAGAUGAUUACAAAUAUUCCUGUCAUGUUGAUUAUAAAGAAGGAAAUGAGGAUUUUGAAGAAAUAAUUG
Messenger RNA from Haliotis rubra (blacklip abalone), 1077 nucleotides. Its product is annotated as palmitoyl-protein thioesterase 1-like. Lineage: Eukaryota; Metazoa; Mollusca; Gastropoda; Lepetellida; Haliotidae. Gene Ontology annotation, molecular function: palmitoyl-(protein) hydrolase activity. Gene Ontology annotation, biological process: protein depalmitoylation; receptor-mediated endocytosis. Gene Ontology annotation, cellular component: lysosome. The record is from RefSeq and is a predicted model, not a curated record.